AUGGCUCCCCACGCUGACAUUGCUGCCAAUGGCGCCGUGAACGGGUCGGCUCCCAGAUCAGACCUCUUCAAGGUCGAGUCCCCCAACGUUGUCUAUACGGACAACGAGAUCAAGAGUAAGUAUGUGUACCGCACGACUGCCGUCACCCGCACUGGCGAUGGUAAGUAUGUUGCCACCCCCAAGGAAACCGUCUACGAUUUCAAGGUGGACCGGAAUGUGGGCAAGAUCGGUAUGAUGUUGGUUGGCUGGGGUGGUAACAAUGGAACCACCGUCACCGCCGGUAUCAUGGCCAACCGCCGCAACCUCGUCUGGGAUACACGCGAGGGUAAACGCUCCGCCAACUACUACGGCUCCCUCGUCAUGGGCUCCACCGUGAAGCUCGGCACCGAUCCGAAGACGGCUGAGGAAAUCAACAUCCCGUUCCAUGAUCUGAUCCCUAUGGCCCAUCCCAAUGAUCUCGUCAUUGGCGGCUGGGACAUUAGUGGUAUGAACUUGUCCGAUGCUAUGGAUCGCGCCGCAGUCCUGGAGCCUUCUCUUAAAGAGCUCGUCCGUAAGGAUAUGGCCGCUAUGAAGCCGCUCCCUAGUAUCUACUAUCCUGACUUCAUUGCCGCUAACCAGGAGGAACGUGCUAAUAACGUCCUCCCCGGCUCCAAGGCCUCCUGGGAUCACGUCGAGCAACUCCGUAAGGAUAUUCGCGAUUUCAAAUCUUCCAACGCCCUGGACAAGGUAAUCGUCCUCUGGACCGCCAAUACCGAACGUUAUGCCGAUCUGUUGACUGGGGUCAACGACACCGCCGAUAAUCUUCUCAAAGCGAUCAAGGAUGGACAUGAGGAAGUGUCUCCAUCCACCGUCUUUGCGGUUGCAUCCAUUCUUGAGAAUACUCCGUUUAUCAACGGAUCUCCUCAGAAUACCUUUGUUCCAGGUGCCAUUCAGCUUGCUGAGCAGCACGGUGCUUUCAUCGGCGGUGAUGAUUUCAAAUCCGGCCAAACCAAGAUGAAGUCCGCUCUUGUCGAUUUCUUGAUCAACGCCGGCAUCAAGCUCACCUCCAUUGCGAGUUACAACCAUCUUGGAAACAACGACGGAAUGAACUUGAGCUCUCACAAGCAAUUCCGUUCCAAGGAGAUCUCCAAGUCCAAUGUCGUUGACGACAUGGUAGCAGCCAAUCAUGUCCUUUACAAGAAGAAUGAACACCCAGACCACACUGUUGUCAUCAAGUACAUGCCUGCUGUUGGUGACAGCAAGCGCGCCCUCGAUGAAUACUAUGCGGAAAUCUUCCUUGGUGGCCACCAAACCAUCAGCAUGUUCAACGUUUGCGAAGACUCCUUGUUGGCCUCCCCCCUCAUCAUCGAUCUUGUGUUGCUCGCUGAGGUUAUGACUCGUGUGAGCUGGAAGGCUGCCGACGGCGACAAGUACAAGGGCUUCCACAGCGUGCUUAGUGUCCUGAGCUACAUGCUCAAGGCCCCACUGACCCCUCCCGGAACCCCUGUUGUGAACGCAUUGGCCAAGCAGCGUGCUGCUGUUACCAACAUUUUCCGGGCCUGCGUUGGCCUUCAGCCCGAGUCAGACAUGACUUUGGAGCACAAGCUUUUCUAG
Messenger RNA from Ophidiomyces ophidiicola, 1593 nucleotides. RefSeq names its product Myo-inositol-1-phosphate synthase (gene INO1). Gene Ontology annotation, molecular function: inositol-3-phosphate synthase activity. The record is from RefSeq and is a predicted model, not a curated record. NCBI's taxonomy places the organism in Eukaryota, Fungi, Ascomycota, Eurotiomycetes, Onygenales, Onygenaceae. Gene Ontology annotation, cellular component: cytoplasm. Bases 1 to 1593 code for a protein of 530 amino acids. Gene Ontology annotation, biological process: inositol biosynthetic process; phospholipid biosynthetic process. The transcript has 3 exons.